Messenger RNA from Cladophialophora immunda, 3165 nucleotides. RefSeq lists its product as uncharacterized. The record is from RefSeq and is a predicted model, not a curated record. The transcript has a single exon. The coding region runs from base 497 to 2836 and encodes 779 amino acids. Lineage: Eukaryota; Fungi; Ascomycota; Eurotiomycetes; Chaetothyriales; Herpotrichiellaceae.
UCUCCAUCUCCAUCUCCUCGAUCCGUUCUCCAAUCCAGCUCCUCCUGUUCGUCCGCCCAUCAUUGCUUUUCUCAACCAGAAAGAACAACACCAUCCCACGCACGUCCUGCAUGUUUGAGUUCAGACUUGUUGCGUCUCAGGUCAAAGUCCCCGUGCGUCCGCCAGAUCAGAAGUCGUCAGAGCAACUUUUGGUUGUCCGCUUUCGUUCGUUCGUUUCAUUCCAUCCAUCUUUCCUCCUCUCCUUCUCCGCCUUAUCACAUCCCAACCUUUGCGCCAUUCUCAUACAACCACUACAUCCUCCUCCGUAUACACCCGAUUACUCCUCUUCGAGUACAUCGCCCCCGCAUUUCCUGGCCCUCUCGUAUCCUUGACUCUUGCAACGUCCCAUGCUCGCGUGCUCCUAGUCAAGGCAAACCGCCUGUUUCCGAGAAAGGAACCUGAGCGAAGCAUGGGCUGUCAAAUGAGACAAGCAUCCACCACCCUCACGGCCUAGAUCAUGGCUUCGACCUCCCCCUCUCCACUCAGGCGAUUCGACCCCGAACCCGUCGAGACCUCCGUCAGGAGUUCAAGAUCAGCUCGCAGCCGGUCAGACCACCCCUCGUCCACACUUCCUACGAACAAGACUUUAAAUCCCGCCGACUCCAUGUCUCCUCAGACCAAACCUCGCAAGUUCUUGCCUCAGCCGGUGGAGGAGACAUUCAGGAGUUCUAGGAAGAAGAACAUUGUGGACGGUAUACAAGACUCGACGACGGCGGCCGAUGGAGUUGUUGGUGGUCCUACAAACGAAUCAAGUAUACACGCCGUCUCGACGCCGAACGAUCCUGGCUCCCUCCCUGGCGUACAAAGCAGUGGUGCUUCUGCAGGACCCAGGCGGUUUGCACCGGAACCUGUUGACACCAGUGCUCGGUCCUCGAGACGGAAAUUCAACCCGGAGCCUUUAGAAACAAGUACGAGGAGCAAUAGGGACAGAGACAAACCCCAAGAAGACGAAACGCCUAAAACACGGAGGAGGUUUGCCCCGGAACCGGUGGAGACGACAACAAGGAGCUCCAGGGAAAAGAAAUCUCAGGACGCAGAAGAGACGACCUCGAGUCGUCCUCGUCGGAAGUUCGUCCCGGAGCCCAUAGAGACCAGUACAACUACGAGAAGAAGACGCGACCCGGAACCAGAGGACUUGGACGACGAACCACAAAAAACCGGUGAUUCCUCUGCUUCUAGUAGAGCUUCAUCUGGACCCCGCAAGUUCUCUCCAGAACUAUUAGAGACUGCCAAAGGCUCCUAUCGACGCGUCCACCUCCCUACUCCUGAAGCCAGACCAUCGCCCUCACCGAGUCGACGAGCAUCCUCUCCUCCACCAGAAGAGAGAGAGCAACCAGAAGACGUCUCUGGAAUUGAGGAGUCGCGCUUCUCGGCAGCGGCUCUGGCCCGAAAGCAGCCUGAGGCCUUACGACAGCAUUCGUUCGCUGUUCCUGAUCUGCCCAUAAUCGAGUCGACCUCGGAAGAUGAAGGCUCCGCACCCUCACUGAGCGACUCUCCUUCAUCCGUGGAUUCAGUCACCAGGAGAGCACCACCUAGUGCGAAGGACAGUUAUACUGAAUAUGUCCUACGCUUGGCUGCCGAGACGGUGAGCGAGAAGGAAUUAGAAGAGCAGGCAAUGGCCGCCUACAUCAAUGAACGGCCGCAUGAGCCUGUGGAUCACUUUGCCAUCUCGCGCGAAGAUGAUGAAGAUGGUCCUUUACCGGUGCCAAUGUUUCAGGGCGAGAAGGGGGCCGAUGCCCACACCUUCCGACGGUCGUCGGCGGCAGAGCUGAAUUUAGAGAUGGAAAAUAUGCGAAAACAUCACGAGCAGCUCGAAGCGGCGAAACGAGAGCUGAAAGCCGACACCGCGGGGCAGAGUCGGUUCAGUGCUGCAGCGUUGGCGACCCGGCAUGCAUUGGAGGCAAAAGGCUUGAAGAAGACGAAGAAGCCGAGAGCAGAGGAGGAAGACUCAGAACUGGCCCGUAUGAGGGCUGCUGCGUCACCUCCAAUGCUGGGCGGCGACCUCGUCUUCCCGUUCACCAUCUCUCCAAAGAUGACACGCUGCGACCCCGAUCAGCCCCCAAGACCUAGAAGUGCAGAAAGUGACGAUGAGUCGGUGGAACCUAGUAGUCCUGACCUUUGGAGACCACACAAAAAGCGAGAGAACAACGCUGGCGAAGGGCUGUGGAUGGGGAUGUGUCAAGCGGGAUUGUGGCAACCUCGAAGUCCACAGAACGGCUUGCGCAGCGGCAUCCAGACACCCUCCCCUGUAACUCCAGCAGGGGAAAGAAACAACCCAUUCGAAGCCAGCACGCCAGGGCGAGGAUACCAGACUCCUGGACGGCGCCGGCAACACCUCUCGGGACUAGGCUUUCUCCCAUUAACCCCUCCGCGCAGUCAAGACGGCGAUGAUUCAUUUACUAGCACCAUCGACAAAAAGCUGCGAAUCGAGAAACAAAUCGAGGACGAAUUCCCCAACCGGGUGAUUACCCAGAUAUACAACUACCUGAGCCUGGGGUACCCCAGCCUCGCACAUAUGUUUGAUGAAGAACUCAGCAAGAUUUCUCGCAUUCCUAUCGAAGAGCUGCGCAAGGAUGAUAACAAUGUCGAUGCCAAAGGGUACGUGGGUGCACCGGAGGGCGAUGGCUGGGAUGAAGCCGAAGUCAUCGGCAAAUGCAAACGUUGGGAGGCGUUGAGGUUAUAUGUGAGAGAAUGGGGCCGGCAGAGUCCGAAUUUCGCAGAUGAUAGAAAGCGCGCAUGUUUGGGUGCGGACGAGGACUGGGGCGCAAGGGUAAGAAAGGGGAGCUGGGCUCAUUAGGUCUUGUCUUCUCGUGAUUACGGGUUCCGGCUUCUCUUUUGCCUUGGAGGCUCUUGCGAAGAUCUUGUCGUUGUCACGCCCGGACCUCGCUGUGGUUUUGGAUCCUUUUCCUUCUUGUCGACUCCUUAGAGGAUAGACAGUCGGACUUUUUUUUCUUUGGUAUUGAGCGUGGGAAAGACGAGCACGUCUUUCCGUUUGGUUUCAUUUCUAUGGGAGCCUAUCGUUUUGAGGCUGUCUUGCAUCGUUACGGGAAGAUAAGCAGGCAUCUGUAUAGGGAUUACCCACAGGACAUCAAAAUAAUGAUUUAACGAGAUGAAAAGUGAUCUAGA